This is a messenger RNA of Danio aesculapii, 2051 nucleotides long. RefSeq lists its product as uncharacterized. The transcript has 2 exons. Gene Ontology annotation, cellular component: cytoplasm. Gene Ontology annotation, molecular function: NAD+ poly-ADP-ribosyltransferase activity. Bases 314 to 952 code for a protein of 212 amino acids. Lineage: Eukaryota; Metazoa; Chordata; Actinopteri; Cypriniformes; Danionidae. The record is from RefSeq and is a predicted model, not a curated record.
UGACGUCUCAGUGUUUAAUGUUCAGGUACUUGUAGGACAAUAUAGGUAAAAUUCAUUCAUCGCUUAAAGUACGUUUAGAAUGUCUAAAAAUUACAACUUUAUAUAAGAAGAAGCCUGUUUGGUAUAAUAUAAUAUACGUAUAGCCACAAUCUGUUAUUAAAAUGAAAGCGAAAGUGUUUUGCGUUACGUCAGCAAGGAAGUAAAAGUGGCGCUCUCUGUUUUAUUUUAGGCGCAGUCACAUCUAAGGAACUACAGUGUCUGAACGGAGCAUCCAGAAGUUACUGGCUUCUUAAAUUGCUGCGCAAUUGCAAAAAUGCCGUUGGAAUUCAGUGGAUGGGAGGCAUAUUGUGAUAAAUCAAAGCACCUUGAACCAGGUCAAGAACCCAAGAAGAAUCAUGGCUACAUUAUGUACCACGGGACACUCAAAAGCAACGCCCCAGCUAUCAUAUCAACAGGAUUUCGUCCCUCUUCUGGGGGAACUCUGGGCCCUGGAGUCUACUGUAGUAGAGACAUCAACAAAGCAAUGGGUUACCCAGCAUGUGCUCCCAAUGACAGAGUUGUGUUAAAGCUGCGAGUGAGAGUCGGUAAAGUGAAGAAGAUUGACAGCCAAAGUCUUAACAUGAAGACCUCAUGGCAUCAGAAUGGGUAUGAUACGGCCUGGUUACCUGCCACUGGCUCUUUUGUGGCACUUGAGGAGGAUUGUGUUUGGGACCCAAGCAGAAUUACUGUGACUGGGAUAGCCCAUUGCACAGACGUCAGUACUAAGACUUCCCUGGAGAGUCUCAUAAAGCAGAAAAGCCAAUCGCAGGACCCGAAUGGGAAUGACGUGAAGCUGUGUAAGGGCUGUGGGAUGCAAACACAGGAUAAACACAAAAUGGAGAAAUGCUGGUCCUGUAAGGCAUCCAUUUGCCCGUUCAUGAAAAAACACGGUUGCCAAAGGAAAGGAAAGUAACUGUUGCUCAGAUUUCCAAACUAGUUAAUUGAUAGUUAUAUCUGUGAUGUGAUGCUGAGAAAUUAUUUUAGGAUAUUUUUAUUUAAAUCAGCAGUGCAGAAGUGUAUGUCAAAUAAAUUGUUGUCAAUAAAUUUGGACAUGAUCUUUUAAAAUGACUAUUUUCUUGGUGUUUGCACAUUAAAUAUUUUCUGUGGUGAACCUGUCUGUCAGAGGUUAGUGCGUGGAUGUCAAAGAAUUUUUUUAAACUAAAUGAGAAGAAGACUGAGGCAAUUGUCUUUGGACCAUUAGCUGGCUCAAAUGCUGGACAAUCUAUCCGAUUACAUUAAACCAUCUGUAGGAAAUCUAGGUUUCAUCAUUAAUUCUGCCCAUUUGACAACUUAGUAAAUGCAGUAGUUAAAUCUUGUUUUUUUAGUUGAGAUUAUUAGCCAAAGUGAAAGGCUUUUUUAACUCGUGCGGAAUUCGAGAGAUUAAUUCAUGCAUUUAUAUCAUCACGCUUGGACUACUGUAACUCAAUUUAUAUAGGUAUAGGCCAAUCAUAUAUAAAUUGCCUACAAGUGGUCCAAUAUGCAGUCGUUAGGCUUCUUACUGGCACCCGUAAAUCUGAACACAUUACCCCCAUUCUGUGCUCCCUAAAAUGGUUGCCGAUAUGUUUUAGAAUAAAAUUAGAAUAGAACAGAAUAGAACAUUUUACUUUUUAAGGUAUUGAUUGGUCAGGCACCACCUUAUCUAAUCGUAUUAAUUUAAUCUAAUCUAUCUAAUCUUAUUACUGUUAAAAUAUCUGUCAGAUAUUUAAGGUCGUCGAAGCAGAAAAAUUUUAAAGUACCCAGAUCCAAACUAAAGAAAAAAGAGACCUGGAUUUUUCUGUAGUAGGUCCUAAAAUGUGGAAUGGGGUACCUAUGUCUAUAAGAUCAAUUUCUAAUGAGUCCUUGUUCAAAGGGAAACCCAAACUACAUCUCUGAGAAUAAAAAAAGAGAAAAGCUUUUAAAUUGGGAUGAAAUUGAUCUUAUUGUGCCUGUCUUUGAUUCUGCUGUAUGCAUUCAAUGUUUUUGUGUGAUGUUGGUUGUACUGUGUGCUGUUUUAUAUGUUGUUGUCUAUUUUU